Messenger RNA from Saccharomyces paradoxus, 747 nucleotides. RefSeq names its product Dpc25p (gene DPC25). The record is from RefSeq and is a predicted model, not a curated record. Bases 1 to 747 code for a protein of 248 amino acids. The transcript has a single exon. Lineage: Eukaryota; Fungi; Ascomycota; Saccharomycetes; Saccharomycetales; Saccharomycetaceae. Gene Ontology annotation, cellular component: mitochondrion.
AUGAUAAGAAGUCAUGGAUGGACAUUACUCAACAGAUUUUAUCCAGUGCGGAGCUUCACAAGAUACUCUAAGAUAGAUAUGACUUUUGAAGGAAACACUCAAGAUAUCUCUACUUCUAUCGAAGAGAGAAUGUCCACUGUGUUCGGAGGACGGCUAAAGGGUGAGCCACCAAGAUCUACAAGUAGAGUGCUAAGUGGUGGAAUGAAGAAAAUAGCAGGUGUACAAGUGCCUGCAAAACCGCAAGAACCUGAUAACUGUUGCAUGUCAGGCUGUGUAAACUGUGUCUGGGAGAUAUAUAGUGAGGAUCUGAGAGACUGGAAACAUAGAAGGAAAGAGGCUGCGGAAAAGAUUGCAGGGACUGAGGAGAGGUGGCCUAAAGACUGGAAUCCACCUUUGGGAUUGUUACAUAUGGAAAACGUCCCGAUGGAGUUACGUGAAAAGAAGCUGGAAAUCGAUAGUAGGAAAGCAGAACAACCUCAUGAUUUAUCCACUAUCAAAAGUUUGUUUCCUAGGAGGAAGGGGCCCCUGCCCAAAAGUGUCUUGGCAGCCAAGAGGAAAAAUAUUGCUUUGAGACACAAACAUGAACAAGAGGAGGGGGCAGACCAAACAGUCGAUGAAUUAGAUGCUGAUGAAGGCUGGGAAGAUAUUCCUGUUUACGUCAAAGCAUUUGCCGAGUUUGAAUCAAAGAAAAGAUUACAAAAGAUUCGCCGACAAGAAGAGCUAAAAAAAAGAACAGCUUUAGUUUGA